AUGGCACGCCGGUCAACCACGGCGGUGCGUGUGGAGCAGAGGGUGGGAGAGGUGCGUGUGGAGAAGAGGGUGGGAGAGGUGCGUGUGGAGAAGAGGGUGGGAGAGGUGCGUGUGGAGAAGAGGGUGGGAGAGGUGCGUGUGGAGAAGAGGGUGGGAGAGGUGCGUGUGGAGAAGAGGGUGGGAGAGGUGCGUGUGGAGAAGAGGGUGGGAGAGGUGCGUGUGGAGAAGAGGGUGGGAGAGGUGCGUGUGGAGAAGAGGGUGGGAGAGGUGCGUGUGGAGCAGAGGGUGGGAGAGGUGCGUGUGGAGAAGAGGGUGGGAGAGGUGCGUGUGGAGAAGAGGGUGGGAGAGGUGCGUGUGGAGCAGAGGGUGGGAGGCAGGCGGCAGGGGCGUGCGUCAGAGUGCGUUCAGCGUGGGUGCCUUUUGAGUCGACUCAAAGUCGCCUGA
Molecule: messenger RNA, 444 nt
Organism: Closterium sp. Naga37s-1
Lineage: Eukaryota; Viridiplantae; Streptophyta; Zygnematophyceae; Desmidiales; Closteriaceae
Source: the annotation of a GenBank genome assembly